AUGCCGUCGAACGGCAUACGAUUCUGCGGCAUGUGUAGCAAACCCAUCAGUACAGAAUCUGCCUACAAACGUCAUGUAUCCUACUGCCGCCGGGCGCUGAGCAAGCCCAGGAAGCGGAAGCGUUCUUGCAAGCAGUGUCACUCCGCCAAAGCCAAGUGCAGUUUCGAGCCGGAAUGUUCGCGUUGCAGGUCCAAGGGCCUGCAAUGUAGCUACGAGGACCCAAUACGUCCAGAUGUUGCCUCGGCGGCGGAGUUGGGAACCGACUGGCAAAACGCGGCAGAGUCCACCGGCGAUGGGGAGAGCGCAAUGAUGAUCCCCGACAGCCCACCAGCUACCGAGCUGGUACCCUUCAGCGGCAGCUUUGGCGCCGCCAAAGACAUUGUCCUACCCGCCACCUCACCCCGGCUGGUGACAGACCUGCGGGCUGACCCAGUGGUCCAGAGCAGUGUCGAGCUCCUGCUCGAAGCGAUGCGCAGCCUGCCCUGCAUGAUGAGCAGCGUCCACACGUCCCCGUGGUUCAUCCACGGCCACUGGCACGCGCCCGAGCUCCCCACGAGCGUCAUCAACUGCUCGGGUAUUGCGCGGCUGUACAUGGAGGAGAAGCGGCCGGACUACAGCGGGAAGGCAUCGCUCCGGCCGUUCGUCGACGCGGAGAACAGACGGCUUUCGCAGGCGCUGCCCGACUGCUCGCGGGCGGAGGCCGUCGCUGGGAUACAGGUUCUCUUGAUGUACCUGAUCUUCUGCGCGCUGGAGAAUAUAUCUGUGCAUGGCGUACCCGAGGUCCGCCUGCAACUCCUUAUGACACUCGUUCGGUACUGCGAGAGAUCGAGAGAGAUCGACAAUUUUGAGCCGUUCGACAUUGACAAAAUGCAUGAUCCGGGUCAGACGUGGGAAAACUGGAUCUAUGCCGAGACGCGACGCAGAUGCGCCGUCGCCUGGUUCAUCAUGAGCCGGGUGAUCGACCUGAAAUUCGGCGUCCUCUGUCCCACCAUCAUCGGUUACCGCUCCAUCCCGCUUACUUCGCCAGGCUCACUCUGGACUGCGAGGACACGAGGGGAAUGGGAAGCUCUCCGUGAGAUUCAUCGCCAAGAAGGUGGACUGCCACUCCGUACCUUUGGCGAGCUGAUCGAUGCUCGGGCCGCGCCGCCUGACUCGGAUAUGGGCCAACGGCUGAACGCGUGGCACGCCAGCUGUGAUAAUCUGGGAUUGCUGCUCACGCAAGCUACGGCACUGGUCUAG
Anthostomella pinea is the source of this 1239-nucleotide messenger RNA. NCBI's taxonomy places the organism in Eukaryota, Fungi, Ascomycota, Sordariomycetes, Xylariales, Xylariaceae. The record is from the annotation of a GenBank genome assembly.